GGCGGCUCCUCGGGGCGGCGGGGGCUGCGGGCGCUUCGAGCGGGGGAUGGAGCCGCGGCUCUGAGCGGAUCGAACCUCCGGCUGCGGCGAGAUUUCCCGGAGGGGCCCCCGCCGCUGGCGAUGACCGGAGAGAAGCUGCGCUCGCUGCGCAGGGACCACAAGCCCAGCAAGGAGGACGGGGACCUCCUGGCGCCCGGCGAGGAGGAGGCGGCCGCCGCGCCCGGGGGCAUCUUCACCGGGGGGCGCGGGAGCAGCGGCAAGGGCGGGCGGGCCGGCGGCCACCGCAUCUUCAGCAACCACCACCGGCUGCCGCUGAAGGGGGGGCCGGCGGCCGGCGGGACGGGCCCGCCCGCAGAGCCCGACAAGUGCCCGGCGCACUUCCCCGUCCACGAGUGCGUCUUCAAGGGGGACGUGAGGCGGCUCUCGGCCCUCAUCCGCACCCAGGGCAUCAGCCAGAAGGACAGUCACGGAAACACUCCUUUGCAUCUUGCUGUGAUGCUGGGACAUAAAGAAUGUGCCCACUUGCUUUUAGCCCAUAAUGCUCCAGUAAAGGUGAAAAAUGCUCAGGGAUGGAGCCCUCUUGCAGAAGCCAUCAGCUAUGGAGACAGACAAAUGAUUACAGCACUCCUAAGGAAGCUGAAACAGCAGUCCAGGGAAAGUGUUGAAGAAAAGAGACCUCGAUUAUUAAAAGCCCUGAAAGAGCUAGGUGACUUCUAUCUAGAGCUUCACUGGGAUUUUCAAAGUUGGGUGCCUUUACUUUCCCGAAUUCUGCCUUCUGAUGCAUGUAAAAUACACAAACAAGGUAUAAAUAUCAGGCUGGACACAACUCUCAUAGACUUUACAGACAUGAAGUGCCAACGAGGGGAUUUGAGCUUCAUUUUUAACGGUGACGCCGCUCCCUCCGAAUCUUUUGUAGUUUUAGACAAUGAACAAAAAGUUUACCAGCGAAUACAUCAUGAGGAAUCUGAGGUGGAAACAGAGGAAGAGGUUGACAUUUUAAUGAGCAGUGAUAUUUACUCAGCAACAUUAUCAACCAAAUCAAUCACCUUCACACGUGCCCAAACGGGAUGGCUCUUCCGAGAGGACAAAACAGAAAGAGUAGGAAACUUUUUGGCAGAUUUCUACUUGGUUAAUGGGCUUGUAUUGGAGUCAAGGAAAAGAAGAGAACAUCUCAGUGAGGAGGAUAUUCUUCGAAAUAAAGCUAUCAUGGAGAGCCUGAGUAAAGGUGGCAGCUUAAUGGAACAAAACUUUGAGCCUGUCAGGAGGCAGUCGCUCACCCCCCCCUCACCCAACACCAUCACCUGGGAGGAGUACAUCUCUGCUGAGAAUGGAAAAGCUCCUCAUCUGGGCAGAGAACUGGUCUGCAAAGAAAGCAAGAAAACCUUCAAAGCCACGAUAGCUAUGAGCCAGGAAUUUCCCUUAGGAAUUGAGUCGUUGUUGAAUGUUUUAGAAGUAAUUGCACCCUUCAAGCACUUUAACAAACUUAGAGAAUUUGUUCAAAUGAAGCUUCCACCAGGCUUCCCUGUGAAGUUAGAUAUUCCUGUGUUCCCCACCAUCACAGCCACUGUGACUUUCCAGGAGUUCCGUUACGAUGAGUUUGAUGACUCCAUCUUCACUAUUCCUGAUGACUACAAGGAGGAUCCCAGCCGUUUUCCUGACCUCUAACUCAGCUGGAAGGCUCAUGGGGAAUAACAGCACCAGCAGGGAAAGCAAAGGGAUGCACAGAGCCCACGGGGAGAGGUAGAACCCUGGGUCAUACAGGAAGGGAUAAACUUAAUCACACAGAAGAAAAGGGAACAUGCAUCAAAUGACUGAUGUACUGAUACUCACUCUAACGGGCAUCUAGGCUAGUUCCUGAUUUACAGCAAGUCCCCUGAUGUGUCCUUCACACUUUUAUACAUCCAGUGCUGCAAGUGGUAGUCUGGCACCUCGGUGACCCUGAGAAUACUUAACAGCUGUGAGGACUAUCCUUUGUUUUUAAAUUUUUUACAUUUCUUGGUGAUACAAAAAGCACUCUUGGACCAUUAGCAUAAAAGUUGAGAUGUCUUAGCUGGAUAUUAGCCCUAUAAAGCACCCCGCCCUACUUAAGAUGACCAUAUUAUAUUCUUUCAAGCUUUGUUUUCAUGAAUUGUAAACUAUGUAUCAUUAUGUAUAGCUCAGUAAUUUGAAUGUUAGUUGAACGUAUAUUAGAAGGAAUGUGUUUUCUGUAGAUGUAUGAACCAAAAGGUAACCAUUAAACUUCUGCAUUCUCAUCCUGCAAUACACAUCAGAAGUAGGAUUGGCUCUGCAGGGAAUCAGGUACCUCCUCUAGCACCCUAGUGGUGCUGUCUGUCUCUGACACACUCAGUUCUUCACCCAGCUCUUUGUUCAGCUUCCUUUCUUCAGCUCUCUGCUCAACUCCUUGUCAUUGGAAGCCCCUGCUGUGUCAGUCAUGCUGUGGGGGUUAGCAUGCUCAGAGGUUCUUCAGCUAGAAGUUGUCACUUUCUGCUUCUUUUGUCACCUUCACUUAGGAGACUUGCUCCAUAAUGGUCGAGUACUGAUGGGGGUGUCUUUGUGUUUGUCUUCAGCACAGGAUGCAGAGUUCCUAGAGCAGGAAGCUCAGGCAAUGAAUCUUCAUGUAAGGAAAAGUAUCCCUUGAAGUUAGUUUAAUUGUAGUGCACAUUGAAUAGAGCUGGCACUGGAAGGUUUUAUUUGCAAAUGCUGAGGAUGUUUCCAGAUAAGUUUCCUUCCUCUUUGAACAGGUAGGUGGCUCAGUCCUUUAGCUUCUUGAGUUUAUCCUCAUUCCAAGUGGUUCCAGUCUCCUAAUUUGACACGAAUCCAGCUUUUUGGUUUGUUAGGAAGAAUUUGUGGAAAAAGGCUAAUGGUGCUAUUUGUUUGUAUUAAGAAAUUUAGAUUCAAGUGCUGUGGUGUAAUUGUACAAAAAUGUAAAUAUUUUCAAAAUUAUAUUCUUUGUGCACUGUAGUUAAAACUUUUUUUCUGGAAAUGCAUAGAGUUAACUAUCAAACUUUAUAAUACUAUAAAGAGUACCAUCAAUGUGCUUAGUGGAGGUAGUAACCAACCUAACUAACCACCCAGGUGAGGAAGGGAGAUGGUUUGGCACCAGGCAAUAACAGCUUGACUGGUCAGGCACCUUGACAGAAGUGAGCCUGGAGGUUGGGAAGCAGAUGUUCUUUCCCAGCAUCUGGAAUCUGCCCAUGUCCCCCCCAGAGAGGCUGCUCUGGGGGAGCCCAAGUGUCCCCCCUGGGCCUGGAAUCAGCACCAGGCCAAAGCAGAGGCACUGAGGUGAGGGUGAGCCCCACCUGGCACCACCAUAAGUCUGCAGGGCUGCCCCCUGAGUGAUGCUCACUCUGCAGGCUGGGGUGGAUAACACUGGAGUUAUUAAUUCAACCUGAAAAUAAACCUCCAGGGGAACAAGGCAAAGGAAGGGUGGAACUGUAAUGGCUUUUCAGGGACUCUGUCUGUAGCAGAUGUUGAACACGCAGUAGGAAGGACAGAGCAUGUUCUGAGUGCUGCUGAAUUCCUGCAGUGUUUCCCAUCUGAGACACCAGCUGAGCCCCAGGUGUGUCACACCAGGGGACUGUCCUUAGGGACAGGGCUCCCUGCCAGGGGUGGGGGCAGGGGGAGAUCUCAGCCCUUCCUCCCCAGGGUGAAGGGUUUGUGCAGUGCUGCUGGGGGGGCUCCUGUGCUGGGUGGGAGGGCAGGUGCCCUCUGGACCACCAAGUUUGGAAAUUUCAGCAAAUGCAGAGGAAUGUUUCUGCUUGAGGGAAGUGUGAGCAGUGCUGCUGCUGGGUGUCCCAGGGAAAGAACCAUGUUUCUUGUUUUACUUUGUGCUUUUGGUUAUUCCAGAUGACCCACACAGAAGCAGGAAGGGCAGGAGUAGCUGCUGGAGCCAUGUGGGUUAGGCACUGGGUUCUAGACUUUAAAAAAAAAAAAAAAGGAAAAAGGACUAAGUUUUUUGUAUAUCCUGCCAGGAGAGCAGAGGCUCUGUCUGCUCCUGGAGCAGCCCCUUCUCCUCUGCUGGUGGCAGAGGUGUGCUGGUGGGCCCCUGCUUUGUGGAGAUGUUUCCUGUGCUUGCCAUGGACUCAGGCUGCAGAUCUUCUGGGUGUUUUAACCUUCCUGAUGACACAGCUCCCAGCUUUGAUACAUUUGGAGAUUUGCAGAAACUUUAGCAGGUUGCUGCCGGCAGGUUUUGCUCUGAUCUGCUGGCAGCAGAGCAGAGAGGACACAGCUGUGGGUGCCCCUCAUCUUUUUCCAUGGUGGUCGUGGCCACUCCUGCUGCUGCUUUCCCCCUCCUCCUGGAGCUGACUGCUCUGACUCCCCUGGGUUUUCCUCCCCAGCUCCACAGCUGGGACUGGGUGAGCUGCUCCUCGGUACGUUUCCUUCCCCCCCUGCUGACGUUUGGUGUCUCAGACAUUCCUACGGAGGUGUUUGGAAACCAACCCCCCGGGGAGGUUUGGGGCAGGACCCACAGGAACCCUGCUGAGCCCACCUGGGGGCCUCCUGUCCCACAAGGGUAGCAGCCUCGGGGGGUGUCCACACCCGUGGCAAUGCUUUGGCCACUGUCAUUUAUUUUGCUUGCCAGGUUUUGUGUUGCACUGACACCAGGUGUGUGUUUGUCCCUCGUGGGUGAGUCUGCACAGCAGCUUGGGCAGAGCUGUGGGUGGGGGACACAGUGUCCAGGCAGCUGCUGUCCCCAGCUGUGCUGUGGGCACUGCUGUCCUGGGCCACCUGCCAGCUCCUGGCCCCUUUUGGGUACUCACUUUUUUCUAGCAGGAUUGAUCUAGCAGAAUGUAACUUGUUCUUUUGUUUCCCCCCGUUUCCUUCAGACCCUGUUGGUGGUUCAGGGAAGGUUUGGUCCCCUGUGGAGGGACAGAGGUUGUACCAAGGGAAGGUUUGGUCCCUGCUGAAGGGACAGAGGUUGUCCCAUGUCCUGCAGCACAGCAGAAAGCAUCUUGGCUUUAAGUUCUUUGCCUUGUGCACAUGGCAACAAGAGCCCCUGGAAUGUAAGGGUAUCCGGGCAGCUGGAGGCCUUGCAGCAGAGGGUUGGGGGGCACAGGGGCUGCACAGGGCAUCAGUCAGGGUGCACAGUGACACCCUGGGGUCUUUGGGGUGACAGCAGGGUGUGGGUGACACGUGGAGGAGAGAUGUGUGCACCAGGGCCAUGGGAGAUGCCUUCUGCUCACCUGGGCCUUGAGCCUUUCUGAUCUCACCAGGUGGGGUUUGUGGUGGUUUUGGUUUUUUUUUCUGAUGGUUGUGAGGUCUUUUUAUGAAUAAGUAUUAAAAGACAGCCAUUCAUUUUGGUAAACUGAAACAAGAAGUUGUUGCAAGAGAAUUCCAUGGGUUUGUUUCUUAACCAAACUGUUUUACUGGUCUUCCAAAAUGUUGCUUUAAUUUGGGCAAAGGGAAUGUGUUUUCUUUUUCCUCCCAAGGAGCUGCUGUUCCAGUCACUGAACUCACUUUACUGCAAUUCUGUAUUUGUGUAUUGAAACGAUUUCUUACAAAAAACACCUCUGAAUAUAUUUGUGCUGGAAACCCACCUUGUUCAGUUGGUAUUCAGAGCAACUGUCUGGUUUUUUUUUAAUGUAUUUGUUCUUGAUUGUAAUUCAUGCAAGGAUAACUGCAUUAUUUAAUCUGCAUUAACAAAUCUCCUGUAAUGCUGCAGUUUCACUUUUAUUUUCCUUAAAAUUUGUCAUUAUCAUGGAAACAAUGUCACUUUUUGCAUUUUACUAAUUGUCUGGUCCAUGUUUUUUAAUUUAUCUUCACUAAUAGUAAUUUUUGGUUGUAUCAUUUGUUAGAAUAAAGACCAAAAUCAGCUGUUUGA
Calypte anna (Anna's hummingbird) is the source of this 5821-nucleotide messenger RNA. It is a transcript of the gene ANKRD13C, whose product is annotated as ankyrin repeat domain 13C. Lineage: Eukaryota; Metazoa; Chordata; Aves; Apodiformes; Trochilidae. The transcript has 13 exons. The coding region runs from base 121 to 1665 and encodes 514 amino acids. Gene Ontology annotation, cellular component: cytoplasm. Gene Ontology annotation, molecular function: protein binding. The record is from RefSeq and is a predicted model, not a curated record.